Molecule: messenger RNA, 2928 nt
Organism: Protobothrops mucrosquamatus (brown spotted pit viper)
Lineage: Eukaryota; Metazoa; Chordata; Lepidosauria; Squamata; Viperidae
Exons: 6
Biological process (GO): DNA integration
Molecular function (GO): nucleic acid binding
Source: RefSeq, a predicted model, not a curated record
AUGGCUAAAUUGGGAAAGCUCAACGAGUUCGAUAUUACUCAUCCGGAACAGUGGAGCUCAUACGUCUCCCGAGUAGGCAACUAUCUCCGGGCUAACCAGAUCACAGACGAUGGCCUGAAGGCGGCAACCUUACUAUGUGUCUGCGGACAAGCCAUGUUUGAUAUCGCUGAAAACCUGAUAGCACCAGCAAGUAUAGAGACUGUAGCCUACGCAGACCUCAAGAAAAAAUUAAGGGAACAUUUUGAGCCGAAACUCUCAGUAAUCGCCUGGCGCCAUGCAUUCGAGCAACAUGAGCAGAGAUCCGGGGAAUCUGCAGCAGAGUUUGUGGCAGCCCUUUGCCAAGAUUCGCACCAAUGUGAGUUCCCUGACCUGGAAGACCGUCUCAGAGACAGGCUUGUUUGCGGCCUGCAUAAUAGAAAAUUACAGCAGCACCUAUUCACCAUGGAGAAACUGACUUUCCAAGACGCAUUGAAAGAUGUCAUGGCGGAAGAGGCUGCCGGAUGGGGUCCCCUCAGCAUAGUGGUCAUAGAGGGACCGCACACCAACCUCAUAGGACUGGACUGGUUUGAGGCCCUGGGCAUCAGGGUGACGGGCAUCCAUCGAACACAAAUAGCUGACCUAGCAGCAGUAUGCCAACAAUAUGCUGACGUAUUCAGCACAGAGUUGGGACAAUACAAAGGGGCACCCAUUUCACUCAACCUCGAUCCAGCACUAACUCCAAUCCGAUUAAAACCGCACAGGGUUCCUUUUGCAUUGAAGCCUAAAAUUGAUGCGGAACUAGACAAGCUGGUACAGCAGGGAGUGCUCCAACCGGUGGACUGUAGCCAGUGGGAGACUCCAAUAGUGACCCCAGUUAAGCCUAACGGGGACGUCCGCAUCUGCUCAGACUACAAGGCACUACAGCAGCAUGCUUACCCUGUACCAGUAGUAAGCCACAUCAUCGCUUCGCUCCAGGGAGGCCGAAUCUUCGCUAAGUUAGACCUCGCCCAGGCUUACCAGCAGCUACCAGUAGAUGAUGCUACUGCAGAAGCACAAACAAUUGUCACACAGAGAGGUGCAUUCCGAGUGCGCCACUUGCAGUUUGGGGUAAGCGUAGCACCAGGGUUGUUCCAAAGUAUUAUGGAACGAACACUGAAGAACAUUCCCGGCAUCUGCCUAUAUUUUGAUGACGUCCUGAUCGCGCGGGAAUCAGCAGCAGUCCUGGCGGAACAUCUCCGUGCAGUACUCCAACGUUUCCACAAGGCAGGCCUAAAACUCAAGAAGGAAAAGUGCCAGAUCGGCGUGGAAUCCACAGAGUUCUUGGGUUUCCGCAUCGAUGCUGCUGGAAUCCACCCAUCUGACGCAAAGCAAAAGGCAAUUCAGCAAGCCCCCACACCAAAUGCCUACUGGACAAAAAAAAUGUCCUGGGUCUGGUCGCGCACCCAAGACAAAGCGUUCAAGGUGGUAAAAUCAUUGUUACCCUCAGACUCCGUCCUAGCUCAUUUCAACGAAAACCUACCAGUAACACUAGCCUGUGAUGCUUCGCCAUACGGCAUUGGGGCAGUACUAAGCCACAGGAUGCCAGAUGGUAGAGAGGCCCCCAUCACAUACUAUUCUAGAAUGUUAUCAUCGGCUGAAAGAAACUAUGCCCAGAUAGACAAGGAAGCCCUUGCCAUAGUGGCUGGCAUUAAGAAGUUCCACGACUUCUUAUAUGGAUGAACCUUCACCAUCUUUACAGACCACAAACCUCUGCUUGGUCUCUUCACAGCAGACAAACAGACACCGCAGAUCCUAUCGCCGCGAAUGCUACGCUGGUUCAUUUUCAUGGCUGCAUACUCGUACCGGCUAGUCCACAAGCCGGGUAAGGAAAUGGGCCACGCCGAUGCUCUCAAGACCUGGCCAGGCCCUGAGUUCCAUCACUACGCUUCACGGAAAAAUGAACUGUCGGCCCACAAGGGAUGUGUGCUGUGGGGCAGCAGGGGCAUCAUUCCACCCAGUCUUCGCUCCAGGGUGCUGGAUUCCUUACACGAGGGGCACCCAGGAAUUGUUCGAAUGAAGGCUCUAGCCAGGAGCUACUUGUGGUGGCCAGGCCUGGACAAGGACAUUGAGAAUCAAGUAAGGAGUUGCCAGGCCUGCCAAGAAACCUGACCGGAGAUGCCACAAGCACCAGUGCACCGCUGGGAGACCACGCACGCCCCAUGGUCUACCGUGCACAUUGACUUUGCAGGCCCCUUCCAAGGGCAAGUGUCCCUAAUUGUAGUAGACAGUUAUUCCAAGUGGUUGGAAGUGGCACCGGUCUCAUCGAUGACAACAACCAGGGUCAUCCAAGAGUUGCGCCGGCUGUUCGCCACACAUGGUCUGCCAGAUGUAAUCGUGUCCGACAACGGGGCACAAUUCAUGGCAGGAGAGUUUCAAUCUUUCCUCAACGCCAACAUGAUUCGGCACGUAACAUCCGCUCCAUUCCACCCCGCGACCAAUGGUCAGGCCGAACGAAUGGUGAGGACCACAAAGGAGGCGCUCAAGCGGAUGACGACUGGGGACUGGAAUCACCACCUGGCGAACUUCCUCCUGUGUCAACACAUAACUCCCAGUACAGCAACAGGUCGCAGCCCAGCGGAGCUGAGGUGGGGCCGCCGGCUCACCAUGAAGCUCGACCGACUUCAUCCAGACAGAGUUAUUCUGGAAAAUGAUCGUAUGGUCAUACGCCACAUUGAUCAGUUACGGCAUCAGCAGGCUGGGCCAGUCCCGACGGAUCCCCGUGGCCUCUUUCGAGAGAUUCCCCCACGGCGCAUGCCCGGCCCUUUCCCCACCUACUGCGCGGUCCUCUUGACUGUCCUCCCGCUGCCGCUGCUGCUGGUGGUGCUGAACGAGGCCGAAGAGGUGGUGGCGAGCGGGCAGCCAUGCCCCUUCGCCGUCCUGCCACCACCGCCGCUGCGUCGCACUGAGUGA